AUCUCCUUCCGCCAUUUUAAAAUCUGUCUUAGCACGAGAGUACACGGUCGUAGUCGUCGUGCGACAUAUACAGAUAGGGAAAACGAAUACAUUUACGUACUUUAUCACCUUGGAUCAAAUAUAUUCUAUUUUUUCGAGUUUAAUCAAUUACGUUUUUCGAGAGAAGCAAGAUGCCGAGCCACCCGCUUCGCGUAGCGGUGGUGUGCUCGAGCAACCAGAACCGCAGCAUGGAAGCUCACAACAUACUCAGCAAGCGUGGGUUUGACGUGCGGUCAUUUGGGACGGGAUCACACGUGAAAUUGCCAGGCCCAGCACCGGACAAGCCCAACGUGUAUGACUUCAAAAUCACUUACGAACAGAUGUACAACGAUUUGGUCCGCAAGGACAAAGAACUAUACACACAGAACGGAAUCCUCCACAUGCUGGAUCGCAACAAGCGCAUCAAGGCACGGCCGGAGCGAUUCCAGAGCUGCAAGGACCAGUUUUGCCUGGUCAUCACCUGUGAAGAGAGGGUCUACGACCAGGUGCUGGAGGAACUGAGCUCCCGUGAGCAGGAGUCUUUCCAGCCGGUGCACGUGAUAAAUGUGGACAUUCAGGACAACCACGAGGAGGCCACUCUCGGAGCCUUCUUGAUCUGUGAGCUCUGCCAGUGUAUCCAGCACACUGACGACAUGGAGAACGAGAUGGACGAGCUGCUGCAGGAGUUUGAGGAGAAGAGCGGCCGGCCCUUCCUCCACACCGUCUGCUUCUACUGAGCAGCUGGCUGCUCAAUGUGCUGUGCCGUGAUGUCACAGCACUUGUCUACCCCAAAGUCACACAUUCAUUCGCACAAUAUACACAUUCAUGCCGUGGAGGUGGUGGUGGGAUACCCACAAUGCAACAUCAUGCCCCCCUUGCCUUUCUCUCAUGACCUCCCACCCCUCCAAGUACAUAGGAAGGACACUGCCUCCCAUCCCCCAAUACUCCAGGGAGGCAGGGACAGUUGAUCGGUUAUGGUGCAUUUACCUAUGUCACUAUAGCAGGGAGGUGGCGUAAAGCGUUUUGUUUACGUGGUGAGAGUUGGGCUUUGUGCAGAGGUAGAGAGGUGUAAACCACCCACCCAACCACCCAUCAUUUGCACAGCCUUGUAGGGAUGCAAGUUUAGGGUGCAAUAUCCCCCUCCCCGUCACUGCUCAGUGAUGCUUGGUGUGUGGGGGCUACUAACAUUGGUGAACCCACUCACAUCCCAAGUCCUUUCUACUUUCGCUAUAUCAAUUAACAAGGUUACGGGUCACCCCAUUGUAAUCUAAGACCUCUGCCCCCUGCAGCACUCCGUCACCCUCUCUGACAUGGAUAAGACCUUGGCAGAAGCACCCCCCCUCUCUUUCUUUCUCUCUUUCUUUCUUUCUUUCUCUCCCAGUGCUCCACUACUUCUGUUUCCCCUUCUGAUGACAGAUAGGUCUACUGUAAGUACUUUAAGUGUAAUAAUCAUUUUUAAUUUUCCCUUUUUUUUUUUUUUGGUUUUGCUUAUGUCAAAUACGUGUGAUGCCCUGGGAUGUGCAAAAUGAACAGAAGUUUGAUUUCUAUUUUGUGUGUGCGUGUAUGAGAGGAGAGCCUUAGAUGACGACGUGUAGUGUUGUGAUGUGAGUGUGCUUACUUCUCGAGUGUUUAAGCAAAAAGGGUUUGAUGUUGAGCUAACUGAUGGAAGGCAGAGAGUUAAUGAUGGCAUCUUUAUAAUUCAAUUGCAUUGUUUUGAUACAUAUUUUAAACCUCAGAUUUGUUAUCUGCUCAGGGGGGAAAUAGUUUUUUUUUCUUUUUUGUACAUUAAGCAAGACUACAAAAUAUUGAAUUAAUUGCAAACUGAGAGCUCAGUCCAGAGUGCCUGAAAAUCUUUGUGUAAAUAAUAUGAAUCUGCUAAAGGAAUAAAUGUCUAGCAAAAAAUCAA
This is a messenger RNA of Clupea harengus (Atlantic herring), 1924 nucleotides long. It is a transcript of the gene ssu72, whose product is annotated as SSU72 homolog, RNA polymerase II CTD phosphatase. Gene Ontology annotation, molecular function: phosphoprotein phosphatase activity. The record is from RefSeq and is a predicted model, not a curated record. NCBI's taxonomy places the organism in Eukaryota, Metazoa, Chordata, Actinopteri, Clupeiformes, Clupeidae. Gene Ontology annotation, cellular component: nucleus. Gene Ontology annotation, biological process: mRNA processing.